AAUACAUCCUCAUCAUCUUCAUCUCUUGGAUACAGAUGACGAAGAUGACUAUGAUGUCGAUAGAUCUUCUGUCCAGGUUGUUUAUGAGUCCAGGAAAUCUGAUUCCCAUAAGAAACGAUUCAGGAAGAAGGUCUUGAGUCAAGAAGAUGAAGAUGAUGAGGUUAAUUCUUUUAACUUUCGAAAGGUAAUAUUCUGUAUUUGUUUCUCAUGGUAACUGUUGUUUUAACUGAGUAAUGCACAAGAGGAAGAAGAGAGACGAGUUAAAAGACGAAUUCCGCCAGAUGACGAUGAUGGAUCCAGAGUUUAUCGAAACAGCAAGGGGAAGGCAACUGCAUUUUCUUGCAAACGUUGAUCCUAUUGAUGUUGCCAGAAUUAUCUCAUGCAUUUUGGAGUUACGUGCCUAGCUGCAUACAAAUUUUAUUCUACUGCAUGUAUCUGUGAGUCUUGUAAGAAAUUAAUCCAAGUAGCAAGCAAGCAAGCAAGCAACCAAAUCCCAGAUUUUUUAUGUGAAGUGUACAAGAAGCAUCAUCCACCCAUGUUGGAAGAUGAAGUUUGGCGCCUGGAGAAGAUUGGGAAAGAUGGAGCUUUUCACAAGAAGCUAGCCUAGGAGAACAUUAGCACAGUACAAGACUUUUUGAAGUUGUUUGUGGUUGACCGGUCAAAGCUAAGAAGGAUUUUAGGCAUUGGAAUAUCAGAGAAAAUGUGGGAGAGGCAACAAAAUGUACAUUCAUCGUGGUGCUCAUUUUGCGCUUUUUUUUCGGUUGCUUAUGUAAAGUAUAAUGCACCAAAUAACCUAACUCGAAUAUCAAUCAGGUUGAGUUAGCUCUACAGAUUUUAUGACCUGCGCAUUCAUCAAUCUGGACUACCUGGACCGUUAGUCUGUGUGGUAACCAAAUGGGAAAUCAGUCGCCUCUUGCUUCACUGACUCCAACCCAUCUUAAAAUAAUAAUUAGCACAUUAAUUUCGUCAACGGAGAAAUGUCCAUUGACCAAAAUCACUCACACAAAGGACCAAGCUCAUAGAAGAAAACUCAACAGCCAUUCUUUCUCUCGCAUUGUCGGGAAAAUUCUAAGAAACACCUUUGAAACUUCUAUUCUGAUUCUAGCUUAUCAUCUCACCAGCCCAAUUCUAUUCUGAUUCUCCAUGAGCUUUCUACGAAUGACUAUACCGAACCAGCUCAUCAUCAUUCUGAUUCUCCAAUUCUAAUUUUCUUCAUGAGCUUCUGCAGAUGACCAUGCCCACAGCCCACAUCUUCCUAAGACUACCCAUCCUCUUCAUCAUCUUCAACUUGAUCACAACGUUGAUGCCCUCUGCUCUCUGCGAUGACGCUGCUCAAUACACAGAGUGCCGCAAUACCUACGACUGCGGUUUGCUUAAAAACAUAACCUACCCUUUCUGGGCAGCCAACGGUCGGCCCCAACACUGCGGGCGAGAAGGCUACCAACUCACCUGCCUAGAUGAUCAAAACACUGUUAUCAGAAUUGAAGACCAAGAUUUCCUUGUCUUGGACAUUAGCAAGGAAGUUUACAUCAUCACAAUUGCUCGCCUAGACCUCUGGGACAGUCCUUGCCCUAGCAGGCUCGUCAACACCACUUUGGACUACGAUCGUUUCGCUUACGUUCAAGCUGUCCGGAACCUGACUUUGUACUACGGAUGCGUUCCUAACAGGGAGACAGUCCCAAAUAAUUUUACUUGCAAAAUAGAGGGUACCCAAAAGGAUCGUGCGUUCUAUAUAGACGAAUCUAUCUCGAGGCUUACUCCUCAUCAGAAUGAGACCUUGUGCUUCAACAAUAUCAGUGUCCCCAUAAUGUGGACGGGUGUUGAUCUUCUGCAUCAGAAUCGCACGGUGGACGGACUGCAACAAGUUUUGAAGCAAGGCUUCAAGGUUGAGUACAAGGCCAACUGGGAGCUCUGUGGGCCAUGCAUGCGCUCUAAUGGAACCUGCGGAUCCAACAUCACCACUGACUCUUUUCUCUGCUUUUGCGGGGGCCAUCCUUAUGAGGAAACCUGUCCAAAUUCUGAAGACAAUUCGUGGUCGUGGAACUGGAAAAGAAAGGUUAUCAUCGGUGCUUUUGCUGCAGCAAGUGGGAUCUUACUCUCUGUAAUUGUUUGCUGUAUUAAAAGUAGGAUGCAAACUUUCAUGAGGACAAAGAGCCAUCAAGAUCUUGAGGCCUUCAUUCAGAACAAUGGACCUCUAGCAGUAAAAAGAUACAAAUUUUCGGAUAUCAGAAAAAUGACCAACUCAUUUAAAGAUAAACUCGGUCGAGGGGGUUAUGGUGAUGUGUACAAAGGUAAGCUACGGGAUGGUUGUCUUGUGGCUGUGAAGGUUCUUAAUGCAUCCAAAGGGAAUGGAGAAGACUUCAUAAACGAGGUUGCAAGCAUUAGUAGAACUUCCCAUGUUAAUGUUGUCACUCUGUUGGGGUAUUGCUUUGAAGGUCAGAAAAAAGCUCUCAUAUAUGAGUUCAUGCCCAAUGGAUCACUUGAGAAGUUCAUCUACAAAGAAAUUUCUUUGAAAACCACUCCACACUUGGAACUGGAAAAACUAUUUGAAAUUGCUAUUGGGAUAGCUCGAGGGCUCGAGUACUUGCACCGUGGAUGCAACACACGAAUUUUGCAUUUUGACAUAAAACCACAUAAUAUCCUUUUGGAUGACAACUUUUGCCCAAAGAUUUCUGACUUUGGGCUUUCUAAACUUUGCCUGAAGGAAAGUAUUAUGUCGAUGUUGGAUGCAAGAGGGACAAUAGGGUACAUAGCUCCAGAAGUGUUCUGUAGAAACUUUGGAGGAGUCUCUGUUAAGUCUGAUGUCUAUAGUUAUGGAAUGAUGAUUCUGGAGGUGGCUGGAGGAAGAAAGAACAGCGAUGUUCAAGUGAGCCACACCACUGAUGCUUUUUUUCCGGAUUGGAUUUAUAAGCAUCUAGAGCAGGGCAGCAGCAAUUUAGGAUUGCCCAAUCCUAUGACCCAAGAGGAAAAUGAACUUGCAAGGAAGAUGAUUUUGGUGGGGUUGUGGUGCAUACAGACAAAGCCAUCAGAUAGGCCAUCCAUGAGUAAGGUGAUUGAAAUGCUGGAAGGAAGCAUUGAAGCCUUGCAAAUACCACCAAAGCCUUUCCUAACUUCUCCUAUAAGAACACCAGCAGAAUCAGAAUCUUCCACCUUCUCACUUAUAUGUUAAUAUCUUUUCUUAAUUGGUGUACAUCUUUUGGAUGAUUCAGUUCCUAGUCAAUUUUAAAGUCAUUCUAAUAAGAUUUUCCCUUUCGCAUUUUUCUUUUUGGUCAUAGCUCAAUCUUGUUUUGU
Prunus mume (Japanese apricot) is the source of this 3291-nucleotide messenger RNA. Its product is annotated as PR5-like receptor kinase. Gene Ontology annotation, biological process: protein phosphorylation. Lineage: Eukaryota; Viridiplantae; Streptophyta; Magnoliopsida; Rosales; Rosaceae. Gene Ontology annotation, molecular function: ATP binding; polysaccharide binding; protein kinase activity. The record is from RefSeq and is a predicted model, not a curated record.